CAUGUCGGAACCAUGGAUAGUGUGGCGUAGACGCGGGGGAGCUCUAUGUCUGUGACAAGCAGAAAUGUAAACAAUCGAAAGCAGCAGCGGAGUGUAAACUGCAUAUAAUUUGAUUUUGAAAUAUUUUCACAUAGAUAUUCAGACGUUUUUAACACAAUGUGCUCUUAACGGUCCCUCUGAAUAGUCGAUAAAACGUCGCUGACGCCUGAGCUCUCCGUGAGAAGAUGAUAUAUCAUGUUCCCUGGAUCUAUACGCCAGUGCGGACCGUUCUGGCAAUUUGGCACCAGCUGACGAAAACUGAGAUCCCGGAGCUGGCCAAGUGCUCGGUGCUGAUGAGGGAACGCAGCAGAGUGGAGGAAACGAUCCACUGCAUGCAGCGAGCAGGUGCAGGAAACCUGCAGGUAAUCUCAGACUUUGACAUGACACUGACCAGAUUCGCUCACAACAGCAAGAGAGUUCCCACCACUCACAACAUCUUGGAUAACAGGCUGCUGAUUAAUGAAGACUGCACUAAAAAGAUGAGGGAGCUGUUAAACACUUAUUAUCCCAUAGAGAUCGAUGCUAGCCGGAGUGCUGAGGAGAAACUUCCUCUCAUGGUUGAGUGGUGGACAAAAGUCCACGAGCUGCUGAUUCAGCAGAAGAUCAGAAAAGACAUGCUGGCCCGGGCUGUGAAGGAAUCCAGCGCCAUGCUCAGGGAAGGGUACAAAGUAUUUUUUGACCAUCUGGCUGAGCACCAGGUCCCUCUGCUGAUCCUCUCCGCCGGGGUCGGUGAUGUCUUGGAGGAGGUGAUUCGACAGAACCACGUCUUCCAUCCAAAUGUCCACAUCAUCUCCAACUACAUGGACUUUGACCACACUGGGGUGCUGCAAGCCUUUAAAGGUCAACUGAUUCACACCUUUAACAAGCGAGAAGGCGCUCUGUCACAUGCAGCCGGCCUCAGAGAGCUGCAGGGUCGACCCAACGUGCUGCUGCUAGGAGACUCACUGGGAGAUCUGACCAUGGCCGACGGGGUCUCUGAGCCCCAGAACGUCCUCACCGUUGGCUUCCUCAACGACCAGGUGGAGGAGAGGAAGGAGUCUUACAUCAACUCUUUCGACAUCGUCCUGGUGAAGGACGAGACGAUGGACGUUCCAAACGCCAUCCUCAGGUACAUUACCUCAUCGAGAGACAACAAGAAGAAGCUGUGUUUUAUGUGUACUGCGUGUUACCUUUGUGUACGCUGUGAGUACUUGAAGUUCAAGUCUAAACAUACUGUGCACAUGAGUUUCUUCAUAGCAUGCCGCUAUGACAGUGCAGCGAACAGCCUUUUACCUCUGUGUUUUAAACGUUUUGGGUCUGUGACAGUGGACACAGACACAUUAAUCCUGCUAUGCUAUGGCAGUACUUCACAGCGGGCUGUUGCUGUAUGUUAAAUGCAGUAAGCUUGUUGAGCUUUCUCAAACAUAUCGUGCUCAAAGAUAAGAAGAUGUACAUGGACUAGCAAGCGUUUAUAUUUAAAUGUACUGUAUAUUCUUUUUCUUAAAUCCAAAGACAAAAAGGAUUUCCUCUUGAUUUUCUAUGCUUAUUAACUAUCAUAAAGCAAUAAUAAGACCCUGUAAGUCUAAUAAUAACAACAAAUGCAGUUUUAUGUUGUGAAUCAGUCCUGCUGUAGCAUUUCUUUCUAUUAGAGGUGUCUAAUAACUCCUUUAUUAAUAUAUAUUACAAGAAAUUGAAACUAAAUCGGUGCAUUUUAGUCUUAACACGUAUGCUGGUGCUUUUCAAACAACGUUUUUACUGUUUUCUUGUCUGUUUCAAAGAUUCCCAUUAAGGUUACAUCU
This is a messenger RNA of Pundamilia nyererei, 1817 nucleotides long. Its product is annotated as 7-methylguanosine phosphate-specific 5'-nucleotidase-like. Gene Ontology annotation, cellular component: cytoplasm. The coding region runs from base 225 to 1412 and encodes 395 amino acids. The record is from RefSeq and is a predicted model, not a curated record. Gene Ontology annotation, molecular function: 5'-nucleotidase activity; magnesium ion binding. Lineage: Eukaryota; Metazoa; Chordata; Actinopteri; Cichliformes; Cichlidae. The transcript is spliced from 11 exons.